AUGGUCAACUCUAUAUCAGAGCCAAGUCACAACACUACUCGGACUAUUGAUUCGACGGAUCGGGAACAUUCACCGGAGCUAUCGCACCCGCAAAUGGCAGGAGGCGACUAUGCAAGGGUUCAAGCUAAUUUGGCAUCAUCCGAUGAUGAGGAAUGGGGGCAGAAAAUAUCAGAAAGACGCCAUGCACAUCCACAAAUACCCAGAGUAGCUCGCAGUGUCAGUCCACCCACGCCGCGUUUUGUGGGGGAUCUCAACCCGGAAGCCCGACUUCUAGAGGAACAAAUUUCCCCAGAAGAUGUGAAACAUACCGACUCCGAUAAUGUCGGUCUUUGGAUUCAUCCCGGCUCUUCCAAGACAAGCGAAAUUGCCCCUUCCAACCAGAAUACCUUUCAGAGGGAGCCAACUUGUUACCGGAGUAUGGUGUCUGACAUUAUUUCUCAUAAGACUGUUGAGGCUCUAUCAAGAAUUUAUUUUGCUAAUGUGCAUCCAAUCGUUCCACUUCUCAAUGAAGACGAGUACUGGCAGGGUCUCGCUCGUGGUGCCAUUGCUACACCCUUGGUGCAUGUUGUGUGUUUGAUCGCCGCAAAGGACAGCGCGGCUGAGAAGGAUUUAAGACUUCUGCAUUCGAAAGAGAGUAUCAUACCUGUGCGCAAGUUUUGCAGUCGGCUAUAUUCGUCCAUCACAAGCUUAAUUUCUCACCCUGUCGCAAUGAGGAAAAUCACUAUGAUGCGGGUACUCGGUCUGCUAUCGCUACACCAGGAAGGUAGUGAUGGGGGAGAGCAUGCCUCCAGCUACAUUUCUCAAGCUAUCCAUUAUGCCCAGUCUUUGGCGCUGCAUCUACCACGACCUAAUGAUACCGAGGGGUGCUUAAAAAGAGCAUUUUGGUGUCUCUGGACUCUCGAUCGUCUCAACUCCGCGACCAAUUCAAGACCAUGUUUUAUAGCCGAUAUGGACAUUGCAGUUUCCGACCUAGCGCCCGAAGAGUCCGGUUUUGUCGCCUUUAAUGUAUGGUUUCGAGUUGCUAAAAUGCUAAACAAGGUCAUUGGGCUCUAUCGUCCUCAUAUUGAAAAGGGCUUAUCCGGCUGGGAUUCUGGGUUCCCUGGUUUUGAGCAAAUUAUGGAUGAAAUGAGCGCAUGGGGCCUUCCUGGAUCAACGAUUGGUUUGUGA
Molecule: messenger RNA, 1167 nt
Organism: Penicillium cosmopolitanum
Lineage: Eukaryota; Fungi; Ascomycota; Eurotiomycetes; Eurotiales; Aspergillaceae
Product: fungal specific transcription factor domain-containing protein
Exons: 1
Coding region: 1-1167 (388 amino acids)
Biological process (GO): DNA-templated transcription
Molecular function (GO): DNA binding; zinc ion binding
Source: RefSeq, a predicted model, not a curated record